This is a messenger RNA of Penaeus vannamei (Pacific white shrimp), 2578 nucleotides long. The record is from RefSeq and is a predicted model, not a curated record. NCBI's taxonomy places the organism in Eukaryota, Metazoa, Arthropoda, Malacostraca, Decapoda, Penaeidae.
AUGAAGCCAAUACGUCAUUGCUACAUCCCCAUGCUUUUCUGGGAUGCAUACUUUUCAGGAGCUAAAUUAGACAGUUCAGGUACAACUCUAGCAGUUGUUGCUGCAUGUCAAGCUCUUGGUUACUACGACGUUCAUCUAGCACUGUCAGAAGACCACACUUGGGUUGUCUUUGGUGAGAGAGGAGAGGAAACCGUUGAAGUUACAUGGCAUGGGAAAGGUAACGAAGAUAAGAGAGGAAUUCCUGUAACAGAAGAAGUUUACAGCAAAUCUUGGUUAUAUGUAAAUGGCCGACCUGUUAUCAGUAACAGGCAUAUGGAGGUAGCAACAAUAGUUUCUAACAUGAAUCCAGGAAUCAAUGCCACAACAGAUUCUGAGGAGGUGAUGCUGCUUCAGCAAGCUCUUCUUUGGUCCCUAUAUGAUGCAGGACACCUUGCCAAAUACCCUAUGGCAAUAGAUAACUUGGGUGACCUUGAAGAGAUGAUGCCUUCAAAGGGCAGAGCAGCUGCAACCAAAAUGUAUGAGGAGGCCAUCACCAGUGCUGUACGUUACUACGACAACCAACACGUAUACCCAUAUACCUACCUCGGUGGAUACUGCUAUAGAAACAAACUAUAUAAACAAGCUCUAAAGUACUGGGCAAAAGCUGCUUCUGUUAUUAAAAAGAGAUUGACCCGAGUGAAAUGAUGCAUCGGUGGCCUCCAGUUAGACUCUUUUCUGCUAAGAUGAGAGGGUUGCGAGAUCUUCUCCUUGCAGAUAAAUUGAAUUCACAAGCGAUUUCUCUUCAAUUAACAGCACAGUCACAGGUAAUUAUGACAAAGAAGAGGGGAGCAGGAGAGGUAGAAAGCCAACACGUAGGAAGAUCAAAAAGAGCACGGAGAGAGUAGUAGAGAGACUUUUUAGAAUUUAAGGAAUAGCUCUCCCAGAGAAACGACAACAUAACGAUGUGCACAACAGUUGGUUUGAGCAUUCAGGAUGGUCAUAUGAAUGAUAGAAACACACUUAUUUUCUCCUUCAUGUAUCAUUUUUAUAAUGUAACAGUAACUGAAAAUGUUUUUUUCAUUUACUUGAACAAGAGUAUUGACAUUGAGUGUAGCAGAUUUGGUAGAAAAAAAAACAAGAGCAAGAAGAUUUGUUUGGUACUUCAGUUACAACAGAGAACAAAUGUUGUAGUUCUCAGUUCUAUCAAUUGUGGUGGAAAACAGUUAAAAGCAUAUAGAUAUGUGAUAAUUGUUUAGAUAUUGGUCUUGAGUGUUUAAGCACCUUAAAAGUACCACACAGAGAAUGUUCUCUGGUAGGACUUAUUUAUGUGUACACAAAGAGGGAAAUGAUGUAGGAUGGCAAGGUAGUAUUGAUUUCCAAGUUAUAGACAUUGUAUUUAUUUGGACAAUACAGUAUAUGGCCUCUGAAAUUAUACAGAAUUUUAUGUAAUAUUUGAUAUGAUGUUGAUACUAUUUUAGAAAAACCCACAAUGCAUAAACUAGAUUUAUUGAAGAAAGUGAGACAACAGUUUCAGAAUCGUCCUCGAAGAUGGAAUCGAGGACGAUUCCGAAGCUGUUGUCUCACCUUCUUCAAUAAACAUAGUUUGUGCAUUGUAGGUUUUUAUACCAUUUGAUAUGAUAUUUUUUCCAUGUCAUAUUAAGUCAUAUAUCUUACCCAAUUUUUGAACAUUUAGUCAUUAGAAAAGAGCUUGAAGUACAUUAUUUACCACUGUUGAAAAAAGUUAUUAAAAAUGUUAUUAGUAAUAAAGUUCUGUAAUGUAUACUAAAUGCUGCAAAUGCUGUAAAAACUAUCAUAAUUCCCACAAAUGUUAGUUUUUAUGAUAUUGUCAAGAGUGUAAUCAGUGUUAGGUUAUCCUUAUUUGUCCAGUGAAUACAAGGAUUUCUUAUUUCAGUGUGAUGUCACAUUAUGAAGAUUUCACACACACACACACACACCACACCACACACACACACACACACACACACACACACACACACAUUAAACAUUAAAAGGCAUUUUAAGCCUUAAUUGCAAAAUUAUUAUCAAGAAUAUUUUUUUCAUGCAUUUAUCAUUAUCUCUGAAAAUAAAACAUUAAUAGAGGCAAAGUUUUUUAAAACUGAAAAGUAGGAAAGGAUUGGAAAACUUAUUCUUAAUGGUUUACACAUAACAGAAUAUUACAUCAAUUUAGUAGUGGCAUUGGUGGAACAUACAGAUCUACAAAUAACAAGGUACUAGAUUCCAUUUUUUUGUAGAUUUUGAUAUUAGUUAUUAAAUGGUAGAGUAUUAUUUCUUUACUUGGCAUUAUGGUAAGACUUUUUUCACAGUGGUAAAGUGCUGUUAUGGUUCUUAAUGCUAGAUCCAUGCAUUUUAGUAGUGCAUAAUUCACAUUAGAAAAUUCUGGAUUACUUAGAAGCUUAUUCUCCAUGAUUGUUACGUUGUUUGUAUAAAAUGAUACUAGUCCCAUGUAUGAUAAGUUUCUAGACAGGUUGACUUGAGGGAUUUUUAGUGUUGCUUUGCAUUUAUUAUGUUUUUUGAUGUUUAUAGGUUUACCCUAAUUUACCUUUGGAAAUAGGGAACUACACAUUCCAUAUAGUUAAAA